GGAGCAUCUUUCUCCAGCACUUUGGGAUCAACUUUUACCAUUUUCUGUCCUUUCGGGUGUCAAAAGCAAACAAACAAAAGAAAAUGGGUAAUGAUGGUGGAAGUAUCCCCACUCGCCGCGAGCUCGUUCGCGAAGCCGCCCGGAAUCCCAGCACGGCGCAAUUGAAAGAAACCCAGCGCGAAUUGCAGGAACACUUCUGGAACACAUGUCCACUGUCGCAUAAGCAGUUAAUGCGGCCUAUCGUCUCCGACUGCGUCGGAAACCUCUUUAAUAAAGACUCCGUCCUACGAUAUCUGUUACCGGGAGAUGAAGCCGAGGGUAUCAGCUCGAAAGCCGACUGCGAUGAGUUUCUCUGUGGCCGGGUGAAGGGUCUCCGUGACGUUGUGGAGCUGAAGUUUGAAGUGGACACCGAGCACGGCGGACAUCCAUCUGGGAAGCACGAGAAGCGCGAGGGCUGGAUCUGUCCAGUCACCGCCAAGCAGUUGGGCCCGAAUGUCAAAUCCGUCUACCUUGUUCCUUGCGGACAUGUCUUCUCCGAAGAAGCGAUCCGUCAGCUGAAGGGCGAGAGGUGCUUACAGUGCGACGAACCUUACACAAUCGACAAUGUGAUAUCCAUACUCCCGGCGAAAGAGUCGGAUAAGCAGCAGCUGAUUGAGCGAAGCCAGAAGCUAGCUGAGCAAGGAUUGACACAUUCUUUGAAGAAGGCGCCUGGUUCGAAGAAGCGCAAGAAGCACGCCAAUGGCGAUGCUGUCGCUGCUCUCGCCAGUACCGAGUCAGAGGUCAAGCCGGGAAAAGAGUCAAGGCCAGUGUCAUCGUCAGCCUUGCGCACGAGGGAAGAAUUUGCCACUGCUAGCCGUAGCAACACGUCCACGCCUACUUCAAAUGUUCCCAGUGGGAUCAAGAAUGCAGCCACCGCCAUGCUAACUGCUCGUGUACUUGAGGAGGAGAAUGAGAAGAAAAAGCGACGCAAGCUGAUGGGACAUAAUGACAACCUAAGCAGUCUCUUCACGAAGGAAUCCGAUAAAGAUGGAAUGUCAAAGAAUACUGACUUCAUGACCCGAGGUUUUACCCUUCCUGCAAAUUCUAGGCACCGAGCUUGAAUGCCUCCUUCUUGCAUUCUGCUCAUUUAUGUCACAAAACUGGCGUUUCAAGCAUUGGCUUCUCGGUGGAAGUUCGGCAAAGCAUAGGACCUAGCUCAUUACCCCAAUUUCUUUAUAUAAUAGAUUUGAAUUUUUGUACUGAUACUUUCAACGAUAUUUGAACG
This is a messenger RNA of Aspergillus fijiensis CBS 313.89, 1264 nucleotides long. RefSeq lists its product as uncharacterized. Gene Ontology annotation, cellular component: nucleus. The transcript has 3 exons. NCBI's taxonomy places the organism in Eukaryota, Fungi, Ascomycota, Eurotiomycetes, Eurotiales, Aspergillaceae. The record is from RefSeq and is a predicted model, not a curated record. The coding region runs from base 84 to 1100 and encodes 338 amino acids. Gene Ontology annotation, biological process: mitotic DNA replication termination; site-specific DNA replication termination at RTS1 barrier.